Molecule: messenger RNA, 6457 nt
Organism: Photinus pyralis (common eastern firefly)
Lineage: Eukaryota; Metazoa; Arthropoda; Insecta; Coleoptera; Lampyridae
Exons: 11
Coding region: 818-6352 (1844 amino acids)
Biological process (GO): synaptic vesicle maturation; synaptic vesicle priming; presynaptic dense core vesicle exocytosis
Cellular component (GO): presynaptic active zone cytoplasmic component; terminal bouton; neuromuscular junction
Molecular function (GO): syntaxin-1 binding; calmodulin binding; diacylglycerol binding
Source: RefSeq, a predicted model, not a curated record
UAUCACCAGCUAUAGAACGAUAUAUAACACUAGAACGAUAUCACUGCAUGUGUAGUUAGUCGUGUGAGCUUUUUGUGGUAGAGCUUUAACGAACAGUGCAUCGGCAUUCAACAAUUCAUAGGUCACGUGUACUCUUCGAUAUAAGUGCCAACUGUACGUUUACACGUGUUUUUCCCCAGUCAUGUUCAGGAAAAGCUAAUUGUAAAUAAAUCACGAUUUUUCCUCCAUUAAUCUUCCCUCGAGGUUUAAUGAGGAACCGUUCGGGUGCACUAACCUCAAGUACAAGAUAUACUCAUUUUCAGGAUUUUCAGCUUUAAAUGGAAAACUUAGUCUUGCGGGAACUGCUCAAUUCAACGAAAUUUGUAUCGAUUUGGAAAGUACUAAGUGUGAACGCACGUACCUAAUAAGUGAAUUAAUAACAUCCAGUGUUUGGUUUUCAGUGUAUUUUUGUGUAUUUUUCAGAAGUGAAAUUCAGAUUAUGCUCAAGUUGAAGAUGCGUACUAUAUUUUUUUGAAAAUGAACACAGUGUUAAAAAACAAAAGUGAGAAUGUGCUCAAAAGGACGAAUAUGCAAUCACCGGUCGUCUCAAUGUUUAACUUCACUAAGAGACUUUCGCAAAUAGUUUUUCUUCGCGCGUCAAGUACUUUCCAAUUGUUUUUAUUUAAAGAAAAAGAGAUGAAUGUGGUUUCGGGCAACGAAUUAAUUAAAUUAAUUUUUAAACAUAUCGCUUUUCAACACGCUUAUGUCCAUUAGUGUCUUAAAAAUUGUGCAGGGUGAAACGGUAUCUGUUAAUUGUUAAUACUUAAGUAACUUUAAUAUGAGCGAAACGGUGCACUAUAUGAUGGAAGGAGGUGUAUCUGGUACGAUGGCGCCGGCUAUAACUGAACAGCCGUAUGAUGGCAACAUGGAUUACAUCAUCAGUGAUUACAUGGAAAGGCUGAGUACGAGGCUUAAUAUACUUGAGGCCGAAUUGAAGUACGCGUGGAGAGCUUUGGAUUUGCUCUCGCAGGAGUAUAUUAAAAUGUGGGAGCGUUUGGAGAAACUUGAGGGCCUAUUGUACGAACAGCAAAGUGUCAUUGCCCAGUUACUAGAUUUUUAUACAACCGUAGGCGUUAGCGAGGGGCAGGGUAUCAACGAUCAAAAUAUGAUCCUCGACGGAAAACUGGGACAACUGGAGGUCAUACGGGAAAUUUUGGGCAACGGAACUGUUGAAGAUGGCCUAGAGGAAGGAGUCGAUGUAACACGUACCUCUAAUCACCAUCCGACUAGCAUGAUAGAAGAAUUAGAACUGGAAUUAGGUAUGGACGAAAUGAGAGCGCCAGACGAGGCAUUCUAUAGAAGUCUAAACCAAGCGUAUAGAGAAGACUUGGUGGGAUGUGACACCUCCAGACCUCCGUCUCAUUUAGGUAUGAUUUGGGAAGAAGCAGAAGACAGCGAAGAUGUGAACAUAGGGCGAGACGAACUCAAGCAAUUGGAGAACGCAGCGAGGAUUGUUGAAAGUCAAGAAGUGUUCAGUGCAAUGGACUAUAAAGAUUAUCGCGGUAACACGCCGUGCGUUAGCGAACAAGACUUAGCUCAAUUAUCUCGAAUCAGUACAAUAGAUCAGUUAGCUAUGGAAAAACUGAACGAAUUAGAUAGGUUAAGUAGUAAAAUUCAACAAGACUCCAUCAAUAUUAAGCAUCUUCAGAGUAAACUCUAUGAAGAUGACGCAAACGAAAUAACCCAAGAGAAUGCGGCACCCGAGUUUCAAAAAAUCUUCCCCGAAAGUGAUGUGUGGGGCUACUCCGGUCAGUUGAGCACCACAAACCGCCCCAGUUCUCGUUUGUCCUUAUCUGAUAGCGUGGUGGGAACAGACAAUGAAGUUGCAGAAACCUUAGCUGGUGGUAUUCGAUCGCCCAGUUCUCCUCGCCGAAGGCAUACCGACGUAACAACAUGCAGUGCGCCUUACACGACUGUCACGGGAAGACUUGCGUACAGCACAGCGGUACAGAAUGCCGAAGCGGCUGCGGCCGCAAAUUCAGUUUCGAAAAACCCGUUUUACAGCGCAACGUUAGAAAUGAGCUCUUUGGUACCCGCGCCCUAUGAAACAAUAGCGUGCACGUCACCGGCCGUUUUCAACGCUAAAUCCGAACGACCCACUUCCCCAACGACGUCAAUAUGCAGUGUACGAAUCCGCCAAGAUGGUUACGUCGGUUCGCCAGGUAAAAAGCUAAGCAUGGAAAAUAUGGGCAACGCCGUAUCGCCAAGUCCCCCACCUCCUGCCCCUUGGGAUGUGUGCGGUACGUUUCGAGUAUCCCAAGUAACGGUAAUUCCUGGGCCUCAGCCGGCUCCCAGUCCUGUCUUCCUUGGUGCCUCAUCCGAAGCGCCCACCAUGUCAAUUACAAAUCAAGACCAUUCAAGAUUAAGUCCGAGAACACCACAUUCGCCUAAAUCACCUAGAACUUCACCAAAACGUAGCAAAUCCAACAUAGUAGCGGCAAAAUCCGAUUCCGGCUUAUCGUCAAUGAGCGGAUGGUCAAGUUUAGAAAAAUCUCCAGAUAUUACAAUUAAUAAGCAACAAAUUUUUCAUCGGGCCGUCUCACCAUUACCAACAGAAAUGCAAAAUUCCACGGCACAGCAAAGUAGUGCGUAUGCAGAAUCCGACACAGACUCCUUUGUUAAAAACCCACAACAUCAAGACAAUAACACCAUCCUUCCUGGUGGCCACCACAUGUCGGCGUUUACAACGGUAAAGUCCCCUUGCACUUUGGAAUCUUCGGGUAACUUCGUUCCGGCGCCGGCUCCCGCGUCUGAUAUAAACGUCAGUCCGAGAGCAAAGUCGAAGCACCACCACAACAAAAGUAGCGCCUACGGUGACCUUCCAUCGUAUAGAUUAGAACAACCGGCCAUUUACUCCGUGGCCGGUAGCAACAGGCAAGAAUCCUACACUUCUGUGUAUACGGGGAACAAUACAGAUUACAUUAGCCACAAUGUAAAUUAUCCCGACCUCAUAGAGCCUUACGAACACAACGAACUUAGUAACGUUAUUCAGAGACAGUUGUCUAUGCCUACCGAACAAGAGACAACGAAACUGGUACACUCGCACUAUAGGAAACCGAGCCUGACUAGGGCGUACUCGACCGGAAGCGGCCCGUCUAGCGAUGGAAUUACCACUCAUGACGGUUACAAAACGGCGAUGCAUCGCACUAUGUUUCCAACGGGUAAUAUAACAGAUGCGCUGUCUUAUUACCCAACAUCGGGCCGAUACGAAUCCGCGAACACUCACACAACGUACACAGACUACAGAGAUCCAUCAAUUUGGUUAAGUACAACCGACGGACAAAUACCUCUAGACAACACGAGCACGUCGAGUUCCUUACGUUCGGCCGAUACGGCAGAAAGCGAAUACACCAAUAGCCCAUAUACGGACCGCCGAUACAGUCACACGCAAGUACUUCAACGACCAAACGAGCAAAGGCAAUACCAAAUCAACCAACACCAAGUGGGGGACCUUACAAAGUCGGGUAACCACCGACAGGAGAUUCCGUACCUAGAACUCGAUCUCAAAAACAAAAACGUGCCCGAGUAUAUCAUUCAACAGCAACAAAACUCCAACCAACUCUACGACGCGAACGUAAUCAUGAGUCAAUCCGGUUACAUAACGAUCACCUCCGACAUGCACAAGCUGAAUAAGGAGCAAAAGGCGAACAAAAAGUUGAAAAGAGGCAACACGCUGAAAUCGGCUAUGAGUUCGGUUAGUCACUGGUUACCAGACCUACACCUAAAAAAGCGAAAUCGCUCCUACUCGCUCCCUUCGGAUGACCGGGAUGAGUUUAAAGAUAAAAAUAAAAACGUAACCAAAACGCACACGGGCACUACCCCGAGGAAAAAGAAGAAAAACGUACUCGUAUCCACAGUAUCGGGAAUCAUACAGAAAGCUAAACGAAAACACAACUAUCACAUGCACUCCCUUUCCGAUCCAGAACAAUCGGAAAACGAGUGGGUUAUCGGUCGCGCCAGUUCGGUUGUGUCCGAGGAUGACAGAAGCGACGACAGCUUCAGCGUGCUUUCCGAGUGUCAAUCUGAGCGCGAAUCCCUAUUUCCCAAAGUAAUUACGAACAAACCCAGAGCUGUGCGCAAACCAAGCCACCACGAUGUCCUACAGAAGGACGAGGAGGAAGAACUGGCAUCGCAAUUCGAUUACAUCCGAAAGCAGUCCUUAAAGGAGCCGUGCGAGCCUGACGUAGCGAGUUAUACUGAGAACGACGAGUCGGGUAAGAGCGAGAACGAGUCGAAUCUUUUCGCGACGAUCGGCGACUCGAAGAGGGCGCCGUCGAUUUCCGACAAGAGCGAUGAUUCGAUUACCAGCGAGGGUAAGUUUCCGCAAGUUUCUCUCGGGGGUGCGUCGAUGGAGUUCGCGGUGUCACGCGCGUUGGGGAAAUAUCGGCAGAGACAGUCCUCGACGACGUUCGACGAUCAGGUUUUGUCGGACGAGUCGACCGAGAGGAUUGAGGAUGUGAUGGAGAUGGCGGCGGUUAAGGAGGUCAUCGCGGUCGAGGAGAGUAAACCGGACGUGAUUUUGAAGGAGCAGAAGUCCGUGGAGUUUUCUGUGAACGGGACGAAGGUGUCGAAUGGUGAAUCGAUCGUCGAGAGUAGUCCGUCGACGACGAGUUUGAGGGGACACAUAAACAGAGCGUUUCCUAGGCAUCAGCAGAGCUUAGAAAUUCCGGGUUAUCGGGAGGACGACGAUAAUCGCAGCACCCACUCGUGGCGUAGUGGCUCCAGGGUGUCUUCGAGGCGACAAAGUACGGAGGACAGCAUCGAUAGUGAAGACGAGUGGUACUGUUACGAAUUGAGGAAGCUGGAGGAAAUGGAACGUCAGUCCUUGCUUGAGAUAGAAAUGGGCGAGACCUUGGAGGAGGUGCCUGAGAUUGAAGAUACGUUUGAACCCGACGAGGAUGUGAAGGAGAGAAUGUCGUUUGUACUGAGAGAGUUGAGGAUGAAAGCGAGGGUCUUAGAGGGUGUUCUGGAUGAACAAGAUAAUAAUCGACAAGUUCUCAUGUCCGCUAAACACCGAAGUAGUCGCAAAUCGUCACUGGCCGAAGUUGACGAAACACAGCCAACGAGUGAACCCGAAGAGUACUACGAAGAAGAGGAUGAAUACAAGAGAAGCGAACGUAGAUCUGAUGACGAGCGAUCUUCUGGAGAAACCUCGGGUCCUGACAGUCCUCGUCACAGCAUAGAGGAGUACGAGGAAGAGGAAGACGUAGUGCUCGAAUUUGCGAAAUGUCACCUAAGAAAUUCCGGGCAAGAGGAUCUGCAAUUGCCAAUCCCUGAAAUCCCAAUCGAGGAGGGUGUAACUGAAAGUGAAAGUGUACAAAACAGUGUAAUUGAAGUGCCACAAAUUACGAUCGAUAGUACAUGUUCGAAGGAAGAAUCGGCGAAAGAUACGGGCCCGCUCGGCAGCAAAUGGAAGCUGUUGAAGGCGCUGAAGGAACGAAAGGCCGAAGAAAAGAGCAUACAGGGAAAAUCUCCAGAAACCCCGAGCGAGAAAGAUAAAAAUGGCAGCGGCAUUGGUGGAGAUUCCGGUGGACGACUCAAUGGGCACCCGGGGGAUAACCCAUUUUACAGCAACAUUGACAGUAUGCCGGAUAUCCGACCGAGAAGGAAGUCGAUACCUCUUGUAUCUGACUUGGUGCUCAAGACUAUGGCUGCAACCAAAAGGAAUGCCGGAUUGACGUCUGCUGUGCCGAGAGCUACACUUAAUGACGAAGAGCUGAAAAUGCACGUGUACAAAAAGACCCUACAAGCGCUCAUUUACCCAAUUAGCAGUACUACGCCGCACAAUUUUGUAUUAUGGACUGCUACUUCUCCGACAUACUGCUAUGAAUGUGAAGGGUUGCUGUGGGGAAUUGCACGGCAGGGUGUCAGGUGUACGGAAUGCGGAGUUAAAUGCCAUGAAAAAUGUAAGGAUCUACUAAAUGCCGAUUGUCUGCAACGAGCCGCUGAAAAAAGUUCGAAACAUGGAGCGGAAGACAAAGCCAAUAGCAUAAUAACAGCAAUGAAGGAGCGAAUGAAGCAGCGGGAGAGAGAGAAGCCGGAAAUAUUUGAGCUUAUCAGGGACGUCUUUGGCGUAGAAGACAAAAGUCAUUCGGGUCACAUGAAAGCCGUGAAACAGUCGGUAUUGGAUGGCACGUCGAAGUGGUCAGCUAAAAUAGCAAUUACAGUCAAAUGUGCACAAGGAUUAAUUGCAAAGGAUAAAAGCGGGACUUCCGAUCCUUACGUUACUGUUCAAGUUGGUAAAGUAAAGAAACGCACACGCACAAUGCCUCAAGAGCUUAAUCCUGUUUGGGACGAAAAGUUUUAUUUGUAAGUUACUUUUUAUUAAAAUUAUUGUCGCUUUCCUCACUUUCAUAAAUUCGUAUUCUAUUAAGUCCUCAAGCGUCUCAUAUAUCAAUUAUUCUGUACGUUAGUGUUC